This is a messenger RNA of Phanerochaete carnosa HHB-10118-sp, 714 nucleotides long. RefSeq lists its product as uncharacterized. The annotation marks the transcript as partial. The transcript is spliced from 2 exons. NCBI's taxonomy places the organism in Eukaryota, Fungi, Basidiomycota, Agaricomycetes, Polyporales, Phanerochaetaceae. The record is from RefSeq and is a predicted model, not a curated record.
UUCAUCAACCUUGUGAGCGGCUCUAACCUCGCCGUGGGCGAGGACCUCACGUCCUGCACGGCCAAAGUGGAGACCGCAAACACCUUCGAGCUGUUCGGGAAGCUCGUCACGCUCGUUGACACGCCUGGCUUCGACGACACAACGGUCUCGGACACGGACAUCCUCAAGAUGAUCGCCGUGUACCUCUCUAGCACGUACGAGAACGGGUACAAGCUGAGCGGAAUCAUCUACAUGCAUCGCAUUUCCGACUUCCGCAUGGGCGGCAUCUCGCGGAGGAACUUGAACAUGUUCCGCAAGCUUUGCGGCGACGAGGCGCUCGGCAACGUCGUGGUCGUCACGAACAUGUGGGGCGAGGUUACCUCCGAGCGCGGCGCCGCGCGUGAGCACCAGCUACGCACCGACGAACGCUUAUUUGCGCCUGUGCUCCAGGGCGGCGCCACGAUGCUCCGGCACGACAACACGUACGAGAGCGCACAAGCCAUACUCGCACAUCUCGUAGGAAACCGUCCGCGUGCGCUGCGCAUCCAGCGCGAACUCGUCGACGAGGGCAGAGACAUCGCGGAGACGGCAGCAGGCGCCGAGCUCGGCAGCGAGCUCGAGGCAUUGCGGAAGAGACACGCCGAGGAGCAGUAUGAAAGAACGAGCGGUGGCACGCGCAAACUUACCGUCGACUUUCCAGUGCCUGUAGCUCCCAGAACACUGAAGAUAAAGUAA